Molecule: messenger RNA, 4047 nt
Organism: Clarias gariepinus (North African catfish)
Lineage: Eukaryota; Metazoa; Chordata; Actinopteri; Siluriformes; Clariidae
Gene: bmp1a
Product: bone morphogenetic protein 1a
Exons: 20
Coding region: 102-3128 (1008 amino acids)
Biological process (GO): proteolysis
Molecular function (GO): serine-type endopeptidase activity; metalloendopeptidase activity; zinc ion binding
Source: RefSeq, a predicted model, not a curated record
UCUGUCUCUCCAAGUAGUCCGUGUCUUUCCCUCUCAGCGCUGUGCUGCUGCUGCUGCUGGAGUGUGAGUGUGUGAGAGUGUGAGUGUGUGUGUCUAUAUACAUGUGUGUGUGUAUGUGCGUGUGCGCGCCUCACCGUGCCGUCCCUGCGCUGCUUCCCCGGACCAUGGAGCUCGCGGCGCGCGCCUUGUUGCUGCUCGCGAGCCUCGGCGCGGCUUCCUGCGCGGCCACGGACUGGGACGCGGCGGCGGCGGCGGCGGUGGUGGAGCCGAGCUACUACGACGACGCGCUGAUGAGUUCUCCAGAAGCGAUCGACUACAAAGACCCGUGCAAAGCCGUGGCCUAUCUGGGGGACAUAGCGCUGGACGAAGAGGACAUGCGGAUGUUUAAAGUGGACCGCAUUGUGGAUGCCGUCCAGAAAACGGUGAUAAAUCUCAACCGCACAGACACGGCAGGUGUGUUGGCCAAUGACACGAGCCCGAAUGCUGCCAGGGCCAAUCGGCAGGUCUCGCGGCGCAGGAAGAGGGCGGCGACGUCCCGCCCCGAGAGGGUGUGGCCCGAGGGGGUCAUCCCUUAUGUUAUAAGUGGCAACUUCAGUGGUAGUCAGAGGGCCAUAUUCCGGCAGGCGAUGAGACAUUGGGAGAAACACACGUGUGUGACGUUCAUCGAGAGAACCACAGAGGACAGCUACAUCGUCUUCACCUACCGGCCGUGUGGGUGUUGCUCGUAUGUGGGUCGCAGGGGAGGAGGACCCCAGGCCAUUUCCAUUGGGAAAAACUGCGACAAGUUUGGAAUUGUGGUGCAUGAACUCGGUCACGUGAUCGGAUUCUGGCAUGAGCACACGCGGCCAGACCGAGACGACCACGUCAGUAUUAUACGGGACAACAUCCAGCCUGGACAGGAGUACAACUUCUUGAAGAUGGAGCCCGGUGAAGUGGACUCUCUAGGGGAAGUCUAUGACUUUGACAGCAUCAUGCACUAUGCCAGAAAUACAUUUUCCAGAGGGAUUUUCCUGGAUACCAUUUUGCCACGAUAUGACAUAAACGGCGUCCGUCCCCCCAUCGGCCAGAGAACCAGGCUGAGCAAAGGAGACAUCGCGCAGGCGCGCAAACUGUACAAGUGUCCAAGAUGCGGAGACAGUCUUCAGGACAGCAGCGGGAACUUCUCCUCUCCGGGGUUCCCCAACGGCUACUCGGCGUAUAUGCACUGUAUCUGGAGAAUCUCAGUCACGCCGGGCGAAAAGAUCAUUCUCAAUUUCACGUCCAUGGAUCUAUAUCGGAGUCAUCUGUGCUGGUACGAUCACGUGGAGAUCAGAGAUGGAUACUGGAGGAAAGCCCCACUCAAAGGUCGAUUCUGCGGAGACAAGCUUCCUGAGCCGAUCGUUUCGACAGACAGCCGUUUGUGGAUCGAGUUCAGGAGCAGCAGCAACUGGGUGGGCAAAGGCUUCUCAGCCGUGUAUGAAGCUAUCUGUGGUGGUGAAGUGAAGAAGGAUAAUGGGCAGAUCCAGUCUCCAAACUACCCAGAUGACUACAGACCCAAUAAAGUCUGUGUGUGGAAGAUCACUGUGGCUCAGGGCUACCAUGUAGGCCUUACCUUCCAGUCCUUUGAAAUCGAGAGGCACGACAGCUGUGCUUAUGACUAUCUCGAGGUACGCGAUGGGAAUUCGGAAAACAGUCCGCUGCUGGGCCGCUUCUGUGGAUACGACAAGCCGGAUGAUAUCAAGAGCAGCUCGAACCAGCUUUGGAUGAAGUUUGUGUCUGAUGGCUCGGUCAACAAAGCCGGGUUCGCUGCCAACUUCUUCAAAGAGAUGGAUGAAUGUUCAAGGCCAGACAACGGUCGCUGUGAGCAACGCUGCGUAAACACACUAGGCAGUUAUAAGUGUGCGUGUGAUCCAGGCUUUGAGCUGGCUGCAGACAAACGGAGCUGCGAGGCUGCGUGCGGCGGCUUCAUCACCAAGCUGAACGGCUCCAUCACGAGUCCCGGCUGGCCGCGCGAGUACCCGCCAAACAAGAACUGCGUCUGGCAGCUGGUGGCGCCCACGCAGUACCGCAUCACGCUGCUCUUCGACGUCUUCGAGACCGAGGGCAACGAUGUGUGCAAGUACGACUUCGUCGAGGUCAGGAGCGGUCUUUCUGCAGACUCCAGGCUGCACGGGAAGUUCUGCGGCGCUGAGAAGCCGGAGACCAUCACUUCUCAGUACAACAACAUGCGCAUCGAGUUCAAAUCGGACAACACAGUCUCUAAGAAGGGUUUCAAGGCUCAGUUCUUCUCAGAUAAGGACGAGUGCUCGAAGGAGAACGGUGGUUGCCAGCACGAGUGUGUGAACACCUUUGGUAGUUAUAGUUGCCAGUGCAGGAGCGGUUUUGUCCUGCAUGAAAAUAAACAUGACUGCAAAGAAGCCGGCUGUGAUCACACGGUGAACAGUGUGAGUGGAACCAUCACCAGUCCCAACUGGCCUGAUAAAUACCCUAGUAAGAAAGCGUGCACAUGGGCUCUCUCCACCACGCCCGGACAUCGCAUCAAAAUAGCCUUCAAUGAACUCGACAUGGAGCCUCAUUUAGAGUGCGCAUACGAUCACAUUGAGAUCUACGAUGGCCGCGAUGGGAAGGCGCCCAGCCUCGGACGCUACUGCGGCUCCAAGAAACCUCCUCCAGUCACAUCAUCCGGAAACAAGAUGUUUAUUCGCUUCUUCUCUGACAACUCGGUGCAGAAGAAAGGAUUUGAGGCCUCGCAUACUGCAGAGUGCGGAGGUCAAUUAAAAGCUGAGGUGAAAACCAAAGACCUCUACUCACAUGCCCAGUUUGGAGACAACAACUAUCCCGGUGCGUCAGAUUGCCAGUGGGUGAUCUCGGCUGAGAAGGGCUACGGUGUUGAGCUCAUCUUUCAGACGUUCGAGAUUGAAGAGGAGGCCGACUGCGGCUACGACUAUAUGGAGUUGUACGACGGCGCCGACACCAAGGCCCCAAGGCUCGGCCGGUACUGCGGAUCUGGGCCUCCCGAAGAGAUUUACUCAGCCGGCGACUCCAUCGUCAUCAAGUUCAGAUCAGAUGACACCAUCAACAAGAAGGGCUUCCACGUGCGCUACACCAGCACCAAGUUCCAGGACACGCUGCAUUCGCGGAAGAAGUGACCCCUAGUGGCCGGGAGGGGCCGCACAGGGCCCAGGGGGAGGAGUCGAGGCGCCAGGUGGAGGGCGCAGCCCGUCGCUCGGAGCCCCCCGGCCGCCAAUGCCAGCCGCAAGAACGAUGCCAACCACACCUCAGUAGCUCGCAGGGGCUCUGGUGCCCCCUACUGACUGUGAGGAGUAAAGCCAUUCCGCAGUAGACCUUGUUUUUACCUUUUUUAUGAUUAUGAUUAAUGAUUGGGGGGGCGGAGUAUCAGGUAGGAAGAGGGGACUAUAUUUGGAUUAGAGGAUUAUUUGGGAUACAAGGGGGCUGUCAUGACUGGGGGGCAUGAAUAGAGAAGUGUAGAUGAUCAGUAAUAUGAUCACCCUUGGAUUUUUUUUCUUCUUCUUUUUUUUUUUUUUUUUAAAUGAGCCGAAAUGCAAUUGCAAAAAACACACACAUGAUGGAGCAUUCAGGUUUCAACGAGCCAGGCAGCAACAACACAAAUGGAGGGAAAAAGGAUUGAUGGAUGGAAGAAUUAAAGGGUGGAUCUAUCUUUUUUUUUUUUCCUUUUUCCCAGGGCAUUAUGGGAAACCUCAAUCUUUUUCAAACACACACACACACACACACAGUUGUACACAGCUGGUUCCAAAUCCACUACUUGAGUUACUGACACUGUUUGUCAGACAGGUGCAUGUAACAGCGGGAAAAAAAAAACAGCAAAUGGGCCGUUUUAUGUGACUGCACAAGCCUUUGUCAUAUUUUUUUCCUGGCUAGUCAUCCAGGAAGCUUCCUUCCAUAUUAGCGUUAUCGAGGAAAGUAAAAAAAAAAAGAAAAAAAAAGACACAGUUAUCGUAUUAAAAUAUUAAUAAAUGAAAUGUGGCCCAUGUCUGUUGGCUGUUAAUUGCUUUUCCAUUAAAACGUACAAAAAUGUGAUUAUUUUGA